This is a messenger RNA of Exserohilum turcica Et28A, 957 nucleotides long. RefSeq lists its product as uncharacterized. The coding region runs from base 1 to 957 and encodes 318 amino acids. The record is from RefSeq and is a predicted model, not a curated record. The transcript has a single exon. NCBI's taxonomy places the organism in Eukaryota, Fungi, Ascomycota, Dothideomycetes, Pleosporales, Pleosporaceae.
AUGCGAGUCACCCACCUCAUGUACGGCCUCCUCGGCCUGGCCAGCUUCACUCAAGCCGUACCAUUCCCCGAGUCUGACUCUCCGACGUCUCUCUCCGCCGAAGUCAAGGCCAGCCAGGAUGCUCCACACACUGUCGAGGCUCCGAUUGCCACUCUCGAGUCCAGCGACACCAACAACGCGCCUGCCCUCGGCGACUUGGACACGGCCUCCAGCAUCGCCCCAGGCCCGCCCUUGGUCAAGAUCUUCCCCAAACACCACAAUGGAUACUACGCGUACCUCACCGAAGCGCACUUUGGCCUCUGCCUCACGCUCCCCUCCCACGUCAAGCACGACGUAUCCUUUGUCCUCAAGGACAGGGGCAUCGAGUGCACCUUCUACAACAGGUUCUGCGAGGACUUUGAUCACGUCACCACGCUGGAAGAGUUCUCGGCCUACUUUCUCCUCGAUGACGAUGUGGGUGCGCUCGCGGGCAACGUCCGCUGCAAGAAGGUGCCUCAUAUGCCGGUUCCGCCGCGCCGGCGCUCCGUCCCAGGUGAACAAGACUCGGGUCGUCAAGGAGAAGCGCAGAAGCAGUAUGCUCUUCCCGCAGAUGUGCACGUCUCGCGCAUCGAGUCCACCACAGUCUCGGCACUCAUUCCCGCUCCGCCCGCGCGCCUCAACCCCGGCGACGUGUACGUGUGCGCGAACAUCAAAUCACCCGGAUGUGCGCUCAUUGCCGCGCGCAACAUGUGCGUAUCGUUUGGCUCGAGGUUGGCGUACAAGGCGGCCGAGAUCCAGCAGGCCGGUGGCUCCUUUUGCAAGUACUACACCAAGCCUGGCUGCGCGGAUGCAGACGAGUACUUUCGGUAUACGACGCCGCCGCGCAACGAUGAGAUUGUGAGUGGAUGGGGAGUCGCCAAGAUGGCGGCUGUGUCGUGCUUUGCCAUGGGCAUUGAUGGGGAUGUGCGCGAGGGAUGA